Molecule: messenger RNA, 978 nt
Organism: Cyclocybe aegerita
Lineage: Eukaryota; Fungi; Basidiomycota; Agaricomycetes; Agaricales; Hemipholiotaceae
Source: the annotation of a GenBank genome assembly
AUGGGAACAAACUCGCCAUUCAAGCGGCAUGAGUCCCUAUGGCUUGAAGACGGGAAUGUCAUUCUUCAAGCCGAAGACACCCAAUUUCGCGUUCAUCGGUCCAUGCUAGCUCGCCAUUCGACCAUAUUCAAGGACAUCUUCUCGAUUCCGCAGCAAGACCAGAUCAUGGACCCGAUUGUCGAUGGCUGUCCUGUUGUCAGCCUUUCAGACAGCGCCGAGGAUCUGGAGCAUAUCCUCUUAAUUUUUUACGAUAACCAUCGAUUCUUGGAUCUUCGCGAGAAGCUUUCUGUCGGUGCGAUUGCCGCCAUGUUGCGCAUGGGAAAGAAGUACGACAUUGCAUACGUUCAGGACGAAGCUUUGAGGCGGCUACGUCGCGAAUUUCCGACGACUAUCAUGUCUAGAUGGCAGCUUAACACGAUUUUCAAUGUAAUUGACUAUGGACCCGACGCCUCGAAGGCAGUAUCAGCAAUCAUCGCUCUAGCACGCGAGCAUGGCGUACCUUCAAUUCUACCAGCUGCUUUCCUGCACUACAUCGAGACCACUAUGUUGGAAGAGAUUCUUGAUACAGACGACAGUGAACUCCCUCGAGAUGCGCGUCGUCAAUGCAUCUUGGGGAGAGACAAAUUCAUUCAUACGGCUCACUCAAAGAUACUUUCUUGGCUACAUCUUCCGACUUUCAUGCCCGCGCACUCGUGUGCACAGCCGACUACGUGCCACACGCAGAGGGAUGCAGUGUUCAAAGACCUCUGCAACACAUUGUGCAUCGGAAAUGCGGGCAAGCUUCAAUGGGAGUUAGUCCUCCACCUGGCCAGAUCCAUCGCCGACAGCCUUGGGGAAAGGAGAUCUCUCUGCACGGCAUGCACCCUCAGCAUUAGUUCGUGCAUCGAAACCUCUUUCAAUGAAUUAUGGCUCGAUCUUCCAAAUUUCUUUCGUCUUCCGGGGUGGGAUCAGCUCAAGGAUUUUGAUAGCUUAGGCUAA